Molecule: messenger RNA, 2511 nt
Organism: Yamadazyma tenuis ATCC 10573
Lineage: Eukaryota; Fungi; Ascomycota; Pichiomycetes; Serinales; Debaryomycetaceae
Gene: ATG9
Product: autophagy protein
Biological process (GO): nucleophagy; autophagy of mitochondrion; protein localization to phagophore assembly site
Cellular component (GO): autophagosome; phagophore assembly site
Source: RefSeq, a predicted model, not a curated record
AUGAACAACCAGAACCGAGAUAAUGAUACGUUUCUCUCGAGGAUAUUUGGCUUGAACUCGGUGUACUAUAAUCAGGCCAAUGGUGCCAAUGGCAUUGGCAGCUCGGGUCAUGGGUUUUAUGACGAUAACUCGGUAGAUUUGGAGGCAAACUUCCCCAUGGACUCCAACUCGGUUCAUCUCCAUAAUUUGAACCUACUAAACUCUGAGGAAGAACCAGAGAGUGAUAAUAAUGAUGACUCAGACUCACAUUCGUUGAGCUCGGCCGAGGAUGACAUAAGUCGUUUGGACGAGGAUAACUUGGUAUCAAAUGAUGUUCCACCAGGCGCUACAUCCAUCAAUUGGAACUCACAGAGUCACCAGAUCCCGCCAGAACCACUGGCAGACAGGGCCAUUAAGUUCAAUCUACCCAAAAGGCGGUCUGUGUUCAAGAACAACAAGUUGAAGUUCAAUAUUCCUCCAAAGGAGAGAGCUCUUUAUCUAUGGGCCAACAUCGUCAACAUGGAUGAGUUUUUGAAUGACAUAUAUUACUACUACCAAAACAGAGGUCUCAACAAUAUUGUUUUGAGCAAACUCGUGGACUUGUUCAUCCUUGCUUUUAUCUUGUGGUUCUCCGUGUUUUUGAAAUGGGGUAUAAAUUAUGAGUUUUUCAGAAGCUGGGACCAACAGCUGGAGCACAAGAUAUAUUUGAAUGACUUAAUCAAGGUCCAUUACUUUCUGGAGAUCCCUUUCAUGGUGAAGUUUUUGUUACUUGGGUUUAGCGCAUACAUAGUCUUGAGACUAAUACAGUUGUACUUCAAUUACAAGUACAAGUUAAAGGAGAUUCAAAACUUCUAUUACCAGUUGAUCAACAUCCGCAACGAUGAUGAGCUUAUGACCAUCAGCUGGUCAAAGGUAGUGAGUAAGAUUGUGCUAUUGAAAAAUUAUAACAACCUCACAUCUUCGGCCAACCAAAUCAUCAAUACCAAUGACUUGAACUCGAAAGUUAGGUUGAACCCGCAGGAUAUAGCCAACCGUAUCAUGCGGAAAGAAAAUUACUUUGUGGCAUUGAUAAACAAAGAUGUGCUAGACUUGGAAACUUCAUUGGGCCCAAUCAAGUUGACAAAUUCAAACUUGUUGACAAAAACUUUGGAAUGGAAUUUAAAACUAUGCAUUUUCAACUUCAUCUUCAAUGCUAAUGGACAAGUAAACUCCAGGAUCUUGAAAGACUUUAACCGGUACCAGUUAUCUCUCGAGCUAAACAAACGAUUUAAAAUGGCUGCUAUCAUCAAUUUGAUCUUGUCUCCUUUCCUAGUGGUCUAUUUUGUUUUGUUGUAUUUUUUCAAAUACUUCAAUGAAUACCGGUUGAAUCCUUCAUCCAUAAUUAAUUUGAGACAGUUUACUCCAUAUGCUGAGUGGAAGUUAAGAGAGUUCAAUGAAUUACCCCAUUUCUUCAAUAAGCGUUUGAGGUUAUCAUAUAACCCGUCUAAUAACUAUAUUAAUCAGUUUCCCUCCAACUCCUUGUUGAUUAAUAUGAUGUACUUGAUCAACUUUGUCAGUGGAUCGUUUACUGCCAUAUUGGUCAUAUAUGGUCUUCUCUUGGAAGAUGAAAACCAUAAUUUUUGGUCGUUUGAAUUGACCGAGAACAAAUCGGUAUUGUUCUACAUCAGUAUCUUUGGUACACUCUUUGCAAUUACUUCAAAUUCGACUGAUAACGGUUCAAAUACAACCAACUCAAGACUGAGUUCUGAUGAGUCAACGACGUAUUAUGACCCAGAGGCAUCAAUCAAGUAUGUGUCUCAGUUCACGCAUUAUUUGCCCAAGCAUUGGAAAGGAAUAUUACACACCCAACAAGUGAAGAAUGAAUAUUGUGAACUUUUCAAGUUGAGGAUAUUGAUUGUUAUCAACGAGGUAUUGAGUAUCUUGCUUACACCCUUCUUGUUGUGGUUCAAUAUCUCCAACUAUUCAGGCGCCAUAAUAGACUUUUUCAGAGAUUACUCUAUCCACAUUGAUGGAUUGGGGUAUAUCUGUUACUUCUCCAUGUUCAAUUUCGAGCAAAAUGAUAAGAAUAUGUUGAGCAAAAAGAGAACCCAUAAAAGAAGAAAGAAUCUCAGUGAUAGUGACCUUCAUAUUGCUGGUGGUGGCAGUGUUAUACGCAACGAUGAUGACAACGAUGACGAUGAGAAUGAUUUUUUUUACCAAGAUGACAAGAUGAUCAAGAGUUAUAUGUAUUUCUUGGAAAGCUACGAACCCGACAAAUCAACUAAGCGUACUUCGAACACGAAGAGCUCCAAAGGACCAUCGAAUUCAUUUCAUUUCAACAAGACUUUAAAUAAUAGGUUCAAUAAUAGAGGUAAUUUCAAACCUCUCAGCAAAAUCAAAAUGAGCCAAACGUUGGAUCCUUCCAGCUCAUUAAUGAAUGAUGAAUUCAAUGAUCUUGUGGACAACAGUGAAAUAUCAGUUGAAAAGAUAGGAAAGUCUGGAGUAUUGGGAAUGUUGAAUCAAUUCUACAAGCAAGAUAUCAACAAACAGUAA